Molecule: messenger RNA, 674 nt
Organism: Solenopsis invicta (red fire ant)
Lineage: Eukaryota; Metazoa; Arthropoda; Insecta; Hymenoptera; Formicidae
Product: inactive selenide, water dikinase-like protein
Exons: 1
Coding region: 9-635 (208 amino acids)
Biological process (GO): L-selenocysteine biosynthetic process
Cellular component (GO): cytoplasm
Molecular function (GO): ATP binding; selenide, water dikinase activity
Source: RefSeq, a predicted model, not a curated record
UCAGUGAUAUGAUGUUGGUAGAGACAUUCAACGUUAUUCCCGCCAUUCUCGAUGACCCUUACGUGAUGGGCAAGAUUGCUUACGCCGUUGUUCUUGGUGGUAUCCACUCACUGGGUCUCGCCAGAUGUUCCAGCACCAGGAUGAUCCUGAGCAUGUCUGAUGCUAUGAAUGAUAACGAGAGGAAGACGGUGAUGGCCAGGAUGAUACAAGGUUACAAAGAUGCCGCGAAGGGAGACGACGCAUCCGUCAAGGAUUGCCAAGUCUUUCAAAAUCCAUGGUGUAUGUUUGGCGGGACCGCCACGGUAAUCUGCCAUCCUUACGAGAUAGUCCAGCCAGUAGAUGCGGUCAUAGGUGAUGUCAUAGUGCUAACGAAGCCUCUGGGCACAACAGUGGUUCUCACCGCAUCGGAAUGGAUGCAGCAGCCUGCAAAGAGGGCCAGGCUAAUGUUAACCAUCUCUGAGGAGAACAUUGAGAAAGCUCAUGCCCGAGCCGUCGACUGUAUGAUCAGGAGUAAUCGAGUCGCUGCUAUGCUCAUGCGAAAGGUUUGCUGCCUCUAUCAGUAUUGGAUAUUGUUCUCGCCGGAAUUUUUUUGCAUAAAUCGCGAUAUGCCAGAUAUAACAAUAUUAUCUAAUUAAUGCAGAAACUCUUACGCUCGAUUAUUACUGAAUUCUGUU